Messenger RNA from Populus trichocarpa (black cottonwood), 1406 nucleotides. RefSeq names its product SHUGOSHIN 2. Gene Ontology annotation, cellular component: nucleus; chromosome, centromeric region. The coding region runs from base 339 to 1244 and encodes 301 amino acids. Gene Ontology annotation, biological process: meiotic sister chromatid segregation; maintenance of meiotic sister chromatid cohesion. The record is from RefSeq and is a predicted model, not a curated record. The transcript has 9 exons. Lineage: Eukaryota; Viridiplantae; Streptophyta; Magnoliopsida; Malpighiales; Salicaceae.
UGUUUCUUUCCUUUUGGGCUCUCUUCUUCUGUAUUUUCUUUCUUUUCUUUCCUCUCUCAUUUUCUUUGAAUCAAACCCUUUAUUCCUCACUCAAAUUCAAGAAAAAAGAGGAAAAACAAACACUUUCUCAUUUCACUGAUUGAUUCCCUUCUCUCUUUUUGUACUUUGAAGCCUUUAAAUUUCUUGUAUCAAAUAAUCUUUCUUGAAGUUUUUUCGUCCUAUUUUUGCCCUACAAACCAAAGUUGGACCCAAAGCAAAACAUCCACUCAAUUUCUGUUGAAAUUAUUGAACGUUCUUGAUUUUCCUUUGUUAGGGUGUCAAAGAAGAGUUAGAUAAGCAUGAAAGGAGAAAGAAUGGCAAAAAGAUCAUCAUUUGGUAACAUAAUGAGGAAAAGACUCUCUGAUAUUACCAACACUCAGGCACAACACAAAUUGGUUGGCCUCAUAGUAGAGCAGUCCCAGAUUUCUGAAUCCAAUGAAGACUUAAUUAAUCAGCUUCUUCAGGUGAAACAGGAAAAAGAAAUGCUGCUGAAACUGGUAGAAGAGAGAAAUAAAAUCAUAGAAUUGAGUGGAAAUAAAUUGAGGGAUCUGCGAAUGAAUUAUCAGAAAUUGCAGGCGCAGAACUGGAAUCUUGCUCAAUCAAACAGCCAGAUGUUAGCAGAGCUUAAUUUAGGAAGAGAAAAGCUGAAAGCACUACAACAUGAAAUUGUUUGCAAAGAAGCCUUACUUAAAGUAAAGAAUCUAGGACCACAGGGAAAAGCAGAUAUGAAUUGUCAAAAUGUUGUCUCCCAGGAAGUGGAGAAGAUAGAAGAGGAGGAAUGUGUGCCAGGAGCUGCUAACAAUGAUAUCAAACCUUGUAGUCGCAGCAGAAGGCGCACAGCAAGAAGUCGAUCCAUGGGCCCUUCUACUACAAAUCGACAAACUGUAGAAAAAGAGAAGGCUGAAACCAAAAGGCGUUGUGUGAGAAGGCAAUCUGCUGCUAGCAGAUCACAAGAGCGGGAACCUGCAGAGAACUUGUUCGAGAUUGAGGAUGUUAGAUUUCCAGUCUCUAAUUCAAGUGAUAAAUCAAUGAAAGAAAAUGGUCAAACUUCAUCAUCUAUCACGAAGGAAGAAAUUUGUAAGCCAAGUAACGAAGCGCAAGUAUCGCAUAGAUCCUCUAUUGGAAGGCCAUCACGAAGAGCAGCUGAGAAGGUGCAAUCCUACAAAGAAGUUCCACUCAAUGUAAAAAUGCGCAGAGCAGAAUGAGCAGAAUUCCACAAUGUACAACAGCAUUAGAGGAUUGAUUAUAAGAGUUAUUAUUAUACGUUUUCCAAAAAUACAUUUGUAACCUACGAUUAAUGGUGUUUGUGUUGUCUAUCGAUUGUUGUAUAAGUUCAUGAUUGAUCUAGUUGGAAAAGGGUUUUUAAA